Messenger RNA from Elephantulus edwardii (Cape elephant shrew), 3054 nucleotides. It is a transcript of the gene MAP3K21, whose product is annotated as mitogen-activated protein kinase kinase kinase MLK4-like. Lineage: Eukaryota; Metazoa; Chordata; Mammalia; Macroscelidea; Macroscelididae. Gene Ontology annotation, biological process: protein phosphorylation. Gene Ontology annotation, molecular function: JUN kinase kinase kinase activity; protein binding; ATP binding. The record is from RefSeq and is a predicted model, not a curated record. The transcript has 11 exons. Bases 1 to 3054 code for a protein of 1017 amino acids.
AUGGAGCGCUCGUGCCGGCGCGGCCCCUGCAGCAUCCGGGGCUGCCCUCCGGGUUCCCUCACGGCCUGCGACGGAGCCGUGGGGACGCAGACCAUAGGACGAUGCGCCCGCCAGGCCGGCCAGGAGGCUGAGCCAGGAGACACCCCCACGCCCUCGGGCCACCGCUCCAUGGCCUCCCCCAGCAGGCCUGAGUCCCCAGAGCUGGGGACUCCUGUGACCGCGGGCUCGUCGUCGUCGUCCGCCUCGUCGUGCGGCUCGUGCGCGGGGCCGUCAGGCUCGGAACCCCUGUGGGCCGCGCUUUACGAUUACGAGGCGCGGGGCGAGGACGAGCUGAGCCUGCGGCGCGGGCAGCUGGUGGAGGUGCUGUCCCAGGACGCCGCGGUGACCGGCGGCGAGGGCUGGUGGGCCGGCCAGCUGCAGCAGCCCUUGGGCGUCUUCCCCGCCGACUUCGUGGCGCCCCGCGCGGCCGCGCGCUCCCAGUCUCCACCGCGGCCCGGCUCCCCUGAGCACAUCGACUUCAAGCAGCUGCAGUUGCGGGAGCUCAUCGGCGCUGGCGGUUUCGGGCAGGUGUUCCGGGCCACUUGGCGGGGACAGGAGGUGGCAGUGAAGGCAGCGCGCCGGGACCCGGAGCAGGACGCAACAGCGGCGGCGGAGAGCGUGCGGCGUGAGGCCAAGCUCUUCUCCAUGUUGCGGCACCCCAACAUCAUCCAGUUGCGUGGCGUCUGCCUGCGGCACCCCAACCUCUGCCUGGUGCUGGAGUUCGCGCGCGGGGGAGCGCUCAACCGCGCCUUGGCUGCCGCCCCGGACCCGCGCGCCCCCGGGCCCCGCCGCGCGCGCCGCAUUCCUCCGCGGGUGCUGGUCGACUGGGCUCUACAGAUCGCGCGCGGCAUGCUCUACCUGCACGAGGGCGCCGGCGUGCCCAUUCUGCACCGGGACCUCAAGUCCAGCAACAUCUUGCUGCUUGAGAAGAUAGAGAAUGACAGUGACAUCUGUGACAAGACACUGAAGAUCACAGACUUCGGGCUAGCCAGGGAGUGGCACAGGACCACCAAGAUGAGUGCCGUGGGCACCUACGCCUGGAUGGCCCCUGAGGUCAUCAAGUCCUCCUUGUUUUCUAAAGGGAGCGACAUCUGGAGUUAUGGCGUGGUGCUGUGGGAACUGCUGACGGGCGAAGCCCCCUACCGCGGCAUCGAUGGUCUCGCUGUGGCUUAUGGAGUAGCGGUCAAUAAGCUCACUCUGCCCAUCCCGUCCACCUGUCCUGAGCCCUUUGCUAAGCUACUAAGAGAAUGCUGGGAACAAGACCCUCAUAUACGCCCAUCAUUUGCCUUAAUUCUUGAACAAUUAACUGCUAUUGAAGGGGCCAUUAUGACUGACAUGCCUCAGGAAUCUUUUCAUUCCAUGCAAGAUGACUGGAAACUGGAAAUUCAACAAAUGUUUGAUGAGUUGAGAACGAAGGAAAAGGAGCUGUGGUCCCGGGAGGAGGAGCUGACCCGAGCCGCCAUCCAGCAAAAGUCCCAGGAAGAGCUGCUGAAGCGGCGUGAGCAGCAGCUGGCCGAGCGUGAGAUCGACGUGCUGGAGCGGGAGCUGAACAUCAUCAUCUUCCAGCUGAGCCAGGAGCAGCCUACUGUGAAGAGGAGGAAGGGCAAGUUCAAGAGAAGCCGCCUGAAGCUCAGAGACGGACCUUGCAUCAGCUUACCUUCAGAUUUUCAGCAUAAAAUCACUGUGCAGGCUUCGCCCAACUUGGAAAAACGAAGAAGUUUGCACAGUAACAGCUCCAGCCCGCCAAGCAGCCCGACUAUAAUCCCUCGACUCCGAGCCAUACAGUUGACUUCUGAUGAAAGCAAUAAACCUUGGGGAAGGAACACUGUGAGUCGCCAUGAGGAACUUGAAGAUGUAAAAAGGAAUCUCAGGAAAAAAGUUUGUACCUGGGGGCCAAAUUCAAUUCAGACGAAAGACAGGACCAACUGCAAAGAAAGAAUAAGACCUCUGUCAGAUGGCAACAGCCCUUGGUCAACAAUCUUAAUAAAAAACCAGAAAACUAUGCCCUUGGCUUCAUUAUUUGUGGACCAGCCAGGUGCUCAUGAAGAAUUGAAGCCCUCCCCUGAUGGCCUGGAAAACCGAAAACCAAAGCUCAUGAAAUUGGCCCCCCAAGGCUGCAUCGAUCUACCUCCUUGCAAAGAUGACCCCAGGGAGAAGGCUGGGGCCCCUGACAGCUCUGAGGAGGGAGGCUCUGCCGGCUCCUCCUCGAGCACCCCUCAGGUGACUCCUCCAAACAGUCUGAGCAGAGCACCCCAGAGAAAGAAAACGGAGUCGGCUCUGUACAAGUGCACUGUGCUGCUGGCCUCUGUGGCUCUGGGGCUGGACAUCAGAGAUCUGGGGCAAGGGCCUGAUGAACUGCUGCUCAAGGAAGACAAGAAGAAGAGAGAGGGCAUCUUCCAGCGCGCCUCCAGGGCCCACGAACGUGUCAGUCCCCCAGCAGGCCUACAAGGGGACAGUCUCCUGUCUGUGCCCUCUCUCUCCACAAAGUGCUUGCUGCAGACAGACAGUGAAGAUGCAUCUAUGGGCAGUGCACACAACACUUGCCACCCACAGACCCCUGCUCCAGAUGGCUGGGGGUCAACUUCAGCGGCAAGACUUGAGACCAAUUGCAGACCACUGAGAAAAGGGCUUCCUUCUCCCAUAAAGCAGACACAUGGGGACAAACCACCUUGUAUUCCCGGGUUCCUGAAUCCCGCUUCUGCACCUCAUGAUCACAUGCUACACGAGAACUCACCUGUGCCAGGUGGAGUUGUGGGCAUCAUGCCCCGGCCACGCCCUUCCAUGCUGCGAAGCCGUGUGGACGCAGUACAGCCAGCCCCAUGGCGACCAGUGGCGGGCCCUGGACUGAGUCCCUGCAGACCUGGAGUCGAGGCGAGGACUGACUUGCACUUUUCAUCUUUACUGGACACUGAUGUGGACGGGCAACCCAGGGACCUCACAGUGCCUCUGUGCAGACUGAACAACCAAGCCAGCCGGCCAUCGAUAUAUGAGCUGGAGAAAGAAUUUCUGUCUUAA